AGUUAUAUCAUAUUCAGUGUUUCCUAUACAACCUGUAUUUUAUUUCCGUGUUCUAGCGAUGGAUUCUAUACAAUGGACGUACAUUCUGCUAUUAACUGGACUGGGACAUUGCUAUGUAAACCUGAGCAGAAAACAAAGUACAAAAGUUUCUCAAAGUUCCACAUACAACAAAUUACAUGCGAGUUAUGCAAAAGACGGGAACAGAACCCAAACAGAUUACAAAAUCUGCUCACAUACAGCUCUGGGACACUCCAUAGCUUGGUUUCAAGUGGACCUUGGAGGCGAAUAUAGUUUGGAAUCUGUGAAAAUAUACUACAGAAAUGAAAAUAAUUGGCCUCCAUAUCGAUUUCGUCAGUUCUACUUAGAUGUAUCAAACGGAUCGGCGAAAUCCACUACAACCUUAACUUCACCGAGAAAACGCUGUUACAAGGACAACACAACCGCCCCGGCCACGCCUCAAUCCGUGAUUGACAUUCCUUGUAAAGAAACAGCGAGAUACGUCAUCGUGGAGACCACGUACAACGCCCAGGAAGCUAUAGAUCUUAACCAGGAUGGGCCUGUGUUGGAGAUUUGUGAGAUAGAAGUUUAUGCUUGUAGUACCUGUGUAAAUGCUGCAUGCAAUCCAUCUAAUGGAUACUGCACCGAGGGCUGUAUCAUGGGGUACUGGGGACACACGUGCAAGUCCCAAUGUAACCAACUCUGCUUAGGAAACACGUGUGAACAAGGAAACGGAACUUGUACCACUGGUUGUGUAGACUUUUAUUAUGGAUACACAUGUGAACACCAGUGUGGCCCCCGGUGUAGUCCCCAGACUUGUGACAGGGUCACGGGAGCGUGUAAUGACUGUAAUGCUGGGUAUCACGGUCUAUUCUGUAACAGAACAUGCAGUCCUUACUGUAAGUCAGGAACAUGUGAUGCACACAACGGACAUUGCAUUGGGGGCUGUAAAACAAACUGGACGGGAGAUCUCUGUGACAGAUGUGACGCAGUACAUUUUGGAUCUAAUUGCUCUAAAGAGUGCGGUGUACACUGUCAGGGAAUGUUGUGUAAUAACAGCACUGGCUCCUGUACUGAUGGAUGUGAAACUGGAUACUACAAAGACACGUGUAAUGUAACAUGUAACCCAGACUGUAAAAACGGAUGCAACAGGAAUUCUGGGUAUUGCGAUUAUGGCUGCAUCGAUGGAAAGUUUGGAGUGGCGUGUCACAAUAUUUGCGGUCCUGGUUGUACAUCGAAGGAAUGUGAAAAAAUCACAGGGAGUUGUACUUGUAAAAGGGGAUGGCAAGGGAAAAGAUGUACAGAAUGCAGUCCAACAUUCUACAGCGCGUCCUGUGAGGAGGAGUGUAGUGCUCAUUGCUAUAACGGGACGUGUUACGUAAACAAUGGAUCAUGUAUUGGUGGAUGUACUAGAGACUAUACGGGCGACAAAUGUACACAAGCCCUGUUUACAAGCAGUUCCGAAUCACCGGAACUUCCAGUGACGGCCAUUGGCGCUGGAGUUGGAGGUGUUCUCAUUGUUCUCAUAGCCGUGAUAGUGACAGUCGUCUUUUUCAGAUUUAGACGACAGAAGCAGCCCAAUUCGUCAACGCCAUCCAUAUCCUAUAAAACCGAUAGAAAAGGUUCGCCAGUAGGAAACAAAUUGUACACAAACAUCGCCACUGUUUCUGUUUCAAUUGAGGACCCGGAAGAGGAACCUCAGAGUGAAAACCCGGAAGAAGCAGUGUACUAUAACAAUUUGUCAGUGGCCAAGGACAUUGCUGUAAAAAAUCUUCUAAAUGCUAUACGACAAAAGGAAGCUGACAAAAAUGCCGGUUUUAUGAAAGAAUUUAAGUCGAUUCCGUAUGGUGAAAGAUUUCCCUGCAAUACGGCAAAAGUAGAAGAAAACAAGCUGAAAAACAGAUUUAAAACAACCUUCCCAUAUGAUCAUUCGAGAAUCGUAUUGGAAAGUGGUGACGGGUUCACUUCAGAUUACAUAAACGCAAAUUACAUUGAGAACAUGGAUGGUAGACGUGAAUACAUUGCCUCUCAAGGUCCAAGAGAAAACACUUUGGUAGACCACUGGCGGAUGAUCUGGCAGGAACAUAUUCAAUAUAUCGUCAUGUUGACCAACCUCAUAGAGGGACCCAAGGUGAAGUGUCAUCAGUACUGGCCAAGUGAAGGGCAUGAACUCGAUGUCAAUCCAUUUUCCGUCACGUUGCUGGAAGAGAAAGCGUAUGCAUAUUAUGUUAUCAGGAAGAUGACAGUGCGCAAGAAGAGGGUCACAGGGUCAAGGACGGUUGUACAAUUUCACUACACAAGAUGGCCGGAUCACGGGACACCUAAUCCUUUGAAUCUGGUCGUUUUCCACCGUCACUUUCGACACAAAACCAAACCUUCUCAAGAUCCCAUUCUUGUACAUUGCAGUGCAGGGAUUGGUCGAACCGGGACGUUCAUUGCACUUGAUGUUCUGUCCAGAUACGGGGAUGUCCACCACAGGGUCAAUGUAGUGGAGUUUGUCAAGGCAAUGCGGAAAGACAGGAUGACUAUGAUUCAAAACGCUGACCAGUACGUUUUCCUGUACCACGCUUUGUAUGAAUACUUCAGAAGACAAGGGAAGUUCGUCAACAAGAGUGAAUUUAUGACGUCAUAUGCAGACCUGGAUAAACCGGAAGCAAAGAAAAAAAUCACGAAUGAGUUCAAUGCGCUGAAAAGCUUACAACCUCAAUAUGGUGGGGACGAUUUCAAAACGGGACAAAAGUUCCUGAAGCUAAAUUGGACAAAAUCUGUUUUACCAGUUGAGCAAUACCUGGUUUAUUUAUCAUCCAAUGUGAAGGGACGAGAACUCUACUACAACGCGGUGUAUGUGUCGUCCUUUACCCAAGCCGAGGAGUUUAUUUCUGCGCAGUAUCCGGUACCAGGCGCUUCCAUUGAUCUUAUACGCCUCCUGGUGGAUCAGAAGUCGCCAAUACUUAUUUCGUUAAACCCAUUAUCUGAUGUGAAGGAGAUAGAAAACUGGGUUGACGGGGAAAACUCCAGAAUUGAUUUGGUUCAAUAUGAAAUCACGAGAAGUACACAGACAAUGCUAUCAGAAGAACUACGCACAGCCAGCAUCAAAAUCAAGAGGAAAGAUAGUGGAGAAGUACACACGGUUCAGAUAUUUGAAUGUCUGAGUUGGAGUUCCAGUGAGAUCCUACCAAAUGAACACGCGACAUUAACGAACCUGAUAAAGCAUUUAAGUCUGGAUCGAAAAUCCCACCCAGAGGGCCCUAUAACUGUUGUCUCAAAGGACGGUGCUACAUGUUGUGGGGUAUUUCUAGCGGUUUAUAACGCGGUAGAACAGAUACUGCAGGACGAGGAGGCGGAUAUUUUCACCAUAGUGCAACAACUGCAAUGUCGCAGACCGGAAAUGAUAUCCAGGAAGGAAGAAUACGAGUUCUGCUUCCGGUCAGUUUGGUACUAUUUUAGCUCGGACAACGUGUAUGCCAAUACCUAAUGAAGGAUAGGCUUGAUUUAUUAGAUUGAUGCAUGACGUCAUUGUUUCCUCGCUGUGAUUAUGUGUAUUAUGAUAUUUUGUUACCAGAGUUUUAUAUACCCGAGGAAGCAUUAGAAAUUAUGAGGUCGAAUAUGCACAAGAGAAAAUUGCCAUUUCACCUUGAAUUCGGACAUGUUUUCUAUCUUUCACUAUGAAUUGUUAAUGCGUGAAUGUGAUACAUUGUACAUUCAACAGUGAUUUUAUUUUUGCAUUUGAUUUGUGUCCUUUUUAUUGUUUGUUUCUUAUGCGUGUUUUGUCUAUUUGUUGGUGUUUUGUUUUUUGUUGAGGAUUUGCGGAAAACUUUUGGCAAAUGAUUUCAAUUUAUUUGGAUAUUAGAGGAUUUGUUGUCAGUUUUGCAAUAAUGUUUCUGUUUUCAUAUUAUAUUAACGUAAUAUAUGUGUAUAUAUAAUGUAACGUAUAUUUGUAUAUUACAGGGUAAUAAUCCGGUUAGAAUAAAUCACAUCUUUCAUCUAUAUCUCUUGUUCGUUGAUUAACGUAACUUAUUAUGUCAUUAAAUACUAAUCAAUGCAAUAUGGAUUUUCAGCUGGUAAAUUGAUAGAUUAAUUAUGUAAUGCUAUGGUUAAUAUUUGUUAUGUGUUUUGAUGCAUUUUCGAUGAGGUCCUAUUGAAUCUAUAUAUGAUAAUUGAGGUGUACAGAUAUAUGUGACUUUGGUAGCACUCUUCAUUACGCCCGGCCUCAAGCCUUUCCAUAGAUGAAUUUACAAUUAAAUAUAUGACUGUCCAUA
Molecule: messenger RNA, 4256 nt
Organism: Ostrea edulis (European flat oyster)
Lineage: Eukaryota; Metazoa; Mollusca; Bivalvia; Ostreida; Ostreidae
Product: receptor-type tyrosine-protein phosphatase alpha-like
Exons: 24
Coding region: 59-3472 (1137 amino acids)
Biological process (GO): protein dephosphorylation
Molecular function (GO): protein tyrosine phosphatase activity
Source: RefSeq, a predicted model, not a curated record